AUGCUACUUGACGAACUUUGUACAAAGCAGAGAGAAGAUAUGAUGAAAGAAGACAAAAACAUUCAGAAAAGAAUACCACGUUCGGUACCAAAAGGAAAGGAAAAGAACUAUAAGUAUAUGAUUUAUACUGAAGAUAUGGAAGAUAGUGACAUGGUUAUGUUGCAUUUAGUCAGAAGAAACAACAAAAGCUUUUACGACCUUGCUAAGAUUUACAAAUCUGACAGAAAUUGGUUCUAUCGCGAAAACUUACAGAUUUCAAUGACUCCAAAUGAAGAUGUGAAACAAAUAGUUCAAGAUACGUUACCUCAAACACACUAUGAUAUUAAAGGUUGUACAAUUUUUACCUUCAAAGAAGAUUUGCCAUUGUUAAAGGAAAAAAUAACAGAGUAUUUUGACAACUUCAAACAAGUAGGGUAA
Molecule: messenger RNA, 417 nt
Organism: Trichomonas vaginalis G3
Lineage: Eukaryota; Parabasalia; Trichomonadida; Trichomonadidae
Exons: 1
Coding region: 1-417 (138 amino acids)
Source: RefSeq, a predicted model, not a curated record